CCGUCAGGACCAGAUGGUCCAGACAUGAGCCCUAGUCAUUUCCCAAAGGCAUUGCACCACCACUAUGACUCCCCCCUCCUCUUUGUCCUCCCCUCUUCCACCUCCUCCUCUGGUGUCAGAGGCCCAGCACAAUGGCUGUCCUCCCCUCCUCUCUGACGCGCCGGGCGCAUAUAAAUAGGCGGCUCUCCAGCCUCUGCUCCACACUUCAGCUCAGCAGCCCUCAGUGCAAGCAUCCUCCACCACACAGCACAAGAACAAGAACAAGAAGCAAACAACAUGAGUCCCAGCAUCAUCACCGAGGCCAGCCAGCCUCUGCACGCCAGGUCCACCGUGGCCCAGAGAAAACAGGCCAAUGAACUGAGAAAGACUUUGAAACCACUGUUGGAGAAGAGAAGACGAGCUCGCAUUAAUGACAGUCUGAGUCAUUUGAAGAGCCUGAUCCUGCCUCUGGUUGGCAAAGACAACGCACGGUACUCCAAGCUGGAGAAAGCUGACAUUCUGGAGAUGACUGUCCGCUUUCUCAGAGAUCUUCCUGCUACUCCAGCCAAAGACCCUGCAGACAGUUACAGAGAAGGCUACAAAGCCUGUCUACAGCGCGUCUCCGCUCUGCUGCCCAAAUCCAGCCUGGAUCAGGACGCGUGCCAACGGGUGAACGACUUCAUCCAGCAGUCCGCCUCCACCACCGUCACCCCGACCUGCCUGAAUUGCUGCGGACAGAGCUCCAGAACGUUCCCACAGGUCCAACAGAGACUCCAGAGCCUGAGAUCCAGCAUCACCUCCACACUGGAGAACCAGCCCCGCAGCAACAGCAGCAGCAACAGUGCAACCAGUAGAGCACAGCCGGUCCCACAACCUGUUAACGCCACCAUGUGGAGACCCUGGUAGAUUAGAAUGUAAUAGAUCUAAAUGUUUUAUUGUGUAUUUUUAUCUCCUGAUGUGACGGUUUAGAUGCUGUAUUUGAUGUUUAUUACCUUAAAUCAACAUUUUGCUGAUUUUGCUUUUAAUGCCAAGACUGGCACACGAGCACAGAUCCUUAAGAAGCUGUAAAGUCUGUGAACUUUUCUGCACGCAAUCCUCUUUGGGGUGUCAAAGUUAUGGGUUGUAGACAAAACUUUUGUAAAACCCCAAGGGUUAUUAUUUUUAUUUGAGGUUUGCACGAUACGACUUAAAAGUAUUUGGUCUGUGCAACAAUUAGUCUGUAAACACUGUGUGUUAAAUAGAUUUUUAAAAAAUCUCCUCCGAAGAAAAAAAUGUUUUUGAUAAAAGUGUUUUGUAUAUGAGUGUGCAUUCAAAAUAAAUUCUGACUCGAUUGAACAUCGUUGUGUUGCUUGAUCUUUUGCCAUCAUUUUAUGGGGAACUCCCUGGUCGUAAAUGAGCCAUAAACGCCUCACAGGUAUGACUAAAGCAGAAAGUUUGAAAAAGAAGACUCUCAUGAUUAUGAAUGGAACAAAAAAGGCGCGCAGACCCAUAAAGUCACAGGUCACCCACGGCCCAUUGAUGCUGCAGAGCAGCUGCUCCAUUGUUGCUGCUUCUCUGCCGCCAAAAUGGUGGGAAGAAGUUGGGCUAGCCAUUAUUAAAUAUAUGGUUCGUUCCAGGUCUAUGUGUUAGAGGUAGAUAUUAGUGUAACAGAAGAAACAUUAUGAGUAAUAGCUCCUACACAAAAUUGCAUAUUGAGUAAUGAGAAAACGUCACACACAUUUUUGGAUCAUGACCUCCGAUCACCCUAACACUAUUCAAAACGUCUUGGAGCAUCAUAAGCCAACUGACUGUGGUAUUGUCAAAUAAAAACCUCACUUUACUUUUGGGUUGGGGUUCAGGUCGACUGUGAGUGUGGACUACUUUCUUCUUUUCAGCUGCACGACGAUGAUUCUUUAUGACGUUUAGAAACGUGGUAAAGUGGAGACAGAACAGGACCACUUCUAAAUAUUUUACUAUUGGCAACAAACAAGUUACAAAAAACGCCCCCAAACUCUGUGUAAUAUUGAAAUGACAGAGAUCAUUGACUCUAUAUCUGGUGAAUAUGGUUAACUGUCGAUAUAAAUGACUAAAUAUAUACUAAAAUGUCUACUAAUGAUACUAAAUGACUUGAUUAAAAAAUUAUAUUUUUAUCUGUAU
This is a messenger RNA of Cynoglossus semilaevis (tongue sole), 2115 nucleotides long. Its product is annotated as transcription factor HES-2. NCBI's taxonomy places the organism in Eukaryota, Metazoa, Chordata, Actinopteri, Pleuronectiformes, Cynoglossidae. The transcript is spliced from 3 exons. The coding region runs from base 277 to 885 and encodes 202 amino acids. The record is from RefSeq and is a predicted model, not a curated record. Gene Ontology annotation, molecular function: protein dimerization activity.